AAAUCACGUAUAUUUUACUUGAGGCAUACACCUUUUCUAUUUAAAACCAUACAGUUAUAAAUUUUUAUUUCAUUAUUUUCACAUUCUUGCUUUACUUCAAAGACAUUAUGUCGCGAAGUUGUAUCAGAAAUCUAUCACCGAUUCAACGAAAACUUCUAACAAAACGAAGAUGUCAAUCUACAUUCAAACCACUCAGUGGAUUGAAUAAAAAUACUCGAAAAAGAACAUGCUUAAAAAGAUUAAAUGAUAAUAAUUCUUUAAAACCACAUCAAAUUGAAUGUGAACGAUUGAAGGAAAUUCUACCAACUGUUGCAAAUUGUGAAAAUUUGGAUGAAGUGAAGAUUAUUCAAGAAGCAAUAAAGCAUAUAAACUAUUUAGAACAAGCAGUACUUCGACGAUUAAAUAUUAUCAAUGUAGAAACUUCAAUUGAAAACAGUAGUCUUCAUUCUUCCUCAUUGUCAUCAUCCUCCUUACUUCCAGCGUUCAUUUUUAAAUUAUUAUCUAGUCAGAAUAAUCAAUCACAAUCAAUAUCGGAAGAGAAUUUGCUUUUUCAUGUUAAUGAUUCCUAUCAUAACAGGCCUCAACUAAAUAAUAAUUACAUAACUGAUGAUAAUUUUUUAUCAAAAUCCUAUGAAUAUUUAAAUUCCAAUGGUAGUACACCAUAUCAGACAGAUGAUGAUAUUGAUCAACUGGGGUAAAAGGACAUAAUAAAAAGGAAACUUUAUUAAAUACUACAAUUUCAGCGCCUUGUAAAUAAAAAGUGAACAUAUUUGACGGUUAGCAACCAAAACCACUGUUGGACACUAAAGUCAAUUAACUGUACAUAAAAAUACAUGCAUUAUUGUACAUACGUUAUUUUGAUUGAAUUAAAUAUUUAAAGAGAU
Schistosoma spindalis is the source of this 884-nucleotide messenger RNA. NCBI's taxonomy places the organism in Eukaryota, Metazoa, Platyhelminthes, Trematoda, Strigeidida, Schistosomatidae. The record is from the annotation of a GenBank genome assembly.